GGCCUUGUUCUUUCCCUCCUUUUCUGCUGUCGGGUAGGUUUCACACCAGCGAAUGCUCCGAGGAGCAGGGUACAGCUCCACGGGGCAGGAACCUGCCAGAAGCUCGGCACGGGGGGCCUUUCCUGCAAAUUUAAAGAUCUCCGCCAAGUUCGGGAUUUCUCCCUCACCCCCAUAUCUUUUAUUCAAACGCACAACGAGGGCCAGCAGACAGCGUGCCGCCCCCAGCCCCCUAUCUGGCAGCCCCUGCAGGCAGCUCCGCCGCCAACACCAAGGCGACCCCAGGCCUGCCCGCGGCCUCUCAGAGGAUCCGGACAGGCGGAGGCGGGAAACCUUUCCCGCCUCGCCCCCCGGCCCCUCCCCGCGGCGGCAGCGGUGAGCGGUAGCGGGUUGCUCCUGAGGGUUGCGGCUGGACGGACGGGGUCCCCUUCCGCGAUUCUUCUACCAGGGCGCAGCAGCCGCUCUCCCCUUGCCUGGGCCUGAGGUUUGGGCUUCUCCCGAACACCUUCCCCAUCGUGCCAGCGCAGGACGCCAGGGUGCAGGUUUUUCUCUGCUCGGUCUCGUUCAGGGUCUGCUCACAAGUGGUCUCCAGAUGGAAGGAGAGAAGGAGCUGUGCGAUGCCAUUUCUGACAAGAUCACAGAAAGGGAUCCCUUCGCUGAACUCUAUGAAGAAGCUGAGGCCAAUACUUGGAAUGAAGAUGACAGUCCCCUGGCAGAUGAUCUCAAGAACAUGCAACAAUGUGAGACAGUACUGGAAGUAAUACUGGAAGAUAAUGCUUUCCAGAGAUGUAGCAAGGCAGAGGCCUAUGAGAGCCAGCAUAUGUCUGAAAUGGACCAGAAGGACCUCCCUGGGGAGAUACAGGAUGAUGGCAUUCAUCCAGAAAAGUCCCUUGAGGGCCUCCAAAGCAUCCCUCUCCAUGCAGAAGAUGCUAUAGGAGAUGAUCACUCUGGAUACGGUGCACAUGAGGAAACCAUCAGUCAGACAUCAAAUCUUCAGCAGUGUGAGGCAGAGAAACCCCACAAAUGUCCCAGAUGUAACAAGAGCUUCAAGUGGUGCUCUGAUUUGAUUAAACACCAGAGAACCCACACAGGUGAAAAGCCAUUCAUAUGCAGUGAGUGUGGGGAGAACUUCAGAGUGAGCUCCCACCUGAUCUCCCACCGAAGAAUGCACACAGGACAAAGGCCCUACCUGUGUCUCGAGUGCCGGAAAAGCUUCAGCCGAAAUUCUCACCUUAUAAAUCACCAGAGAGCCCACACUGGCGAGAGGCCUUUCAAAUGCAUGCAGUGUGGAAAAGGCUUCAGUGAUUUCUCAACGCUUACCCAGCACCAGCGAACCCAUACUGGCGAGAAGCCCUAUGGCUGUUCCCAGUGUGGGAAGUGCUUCAAACAGAGUGGUCAUGCCAACAGACACCAGCGAAUCCACACAAGAGAAAAACCCUUAUGUGUGCUGAGUGUGGGAAGUGCUUCCAAAACAAGACACACCUCAAGCAGCUUCAAGGAACUUCACCUGAAGUAGAGAGCAGGACAGCAUUUCCCUUGGGUCUAUGAACAUUGGUGCCUUGCUGUAAAAAAUAUAUAUAUAUAUAGAUAUAUGUUCUAUGGUGUGAUUGAAAGAAGGAAGAAACCACCAAGAGGAGGAGAGUAUCUCUGUCACAGUACAAGUAGGUUGCUGAUGAGGUGGGAGAGGGUGGUAGCAUAGGGGCAGAAGUGGGAAAAAGUUUCCUGUCAGCAGGAACAGUUUGCUCUGGCGAUUGAAGGAAGGGAUGUUGUAACGAGAAAUUUAGGGGAAGCUCGGCAAAGGAGGAAUUUGGUGCUUGGAAAUCUGAUUGUUUGGAGUACAGCCCUUGGAGAGAUGAAAAAAUCCCACUGUCUUACCAAGAAAGCAAAAAUGACAAAGCAGGGUCUGGCAAUGGGAGCCUACAUUCGGGAAAUGAGUCACCAAACUGCGGAUGAAAAGUUCUCUUUUUUCCUCUCUGGCAGCGUCUGUAGGUAUUUUAGGAGCUCUGUUAAACCUGGGCAAAGAUGUCCUAGUUUUCUGGUACAUGUUGUAAUAUUCCAGCUCUUUGAUGUGUUAAAUGCUUUCCCCUAUUAAAUAGCAGCUCUGCUUCUGUUGUUCA
Columba livia (rock pigeon) is the source of this 2114-nucleotide messenger RNA. RefSeq names its product zinc finger protein 697 (gene ZNF697). Gene Ontology annotation, molecular function: RNA polymerase II cis-regulatory region sequence-specific DNA binding; DNA-binding transcription factor activity, RNA polymerase II-specific. The record is from RefSeq and is a predicted model, not a curated record. NCBI's taxonomy places the organism in Eukaryota, Metazoa, Chordata, Aves, Columbiformes, Columbidae. Gene Ontology annotation, biological process: regulation of transcription by RNA polymerase II. The transcript is spliced from 3 exons. The coding region runs from base 590 to 1513 and encodes 307 amino acids.